Papaver somniferum (opium poppy) is the source of this 4410-nucleotide messenger RNA. Its product is annotated as putative disease resistance protein RGA3. Lineage: Eukaryota; Viridiplantae; Streptophyta; Magnoliopsida; Ranunculales; Papaveraceae. The record is from RefSeq and is a predicted model, not a curated record. Bases 21 to 2372 code for a protein of 783 amino acids. The transcript has 2 exons. Gene Ontology annotation, biological process: defense response to other organism. Gene Ontology annotation, molecular function: ADP binding; protein binding.
AGAAGCGAGCGAAUCUACAAAUGGAUCUAAUUGUGGCGGGUACAAUUUUUGUAUCACCAAUAGUCAGGUUAUUAAUCGCCAAAGUGUCAACCUAUUGUUCCGUCGAUCUUGCUCUUGUUUGGAGUGUCAACGGUGAACUGAAAAGGCUUGCUCAAACAUUAAAACUAAUUGAAGUUGUAUUAGACGAUGCUGAGAAGCGGCAAGUAGAAAAUAAUCUGUUGGUGAAUUGGUUGGGAGAACUUAAGGAUGUGGCUUAUGAUGCUGAGGACAUAUUGGCCGAACUUCAGUAUAAACUUCUUCGAAAUAAAAUGAAAAAAAGAACAUAUGGAUUUGGUUUUAAGAUAGCAUAUAAAAUCAGAAGUGUCAAUACAAAGUUGGACGGAAUCACAAAUAAUAUGAAGAGAUUCAACUUUAUUAAUCAGUUGGGUAGUUCUGGUACGAACGGAAACAUACCAGAAACAUCUUCCAAUAUUAAUGAUCCAGCUGCUGUUGUGGGAAGGAUGGAUGAUAUAUCAAAAAUAUUAGAUUUAUUAAACCAAGAAAUUUUUUCUGUUGUUCGCAUCACAGGUAUGGGAGGGAUUGGCAAGACCACUCUUGCCCAACUGGUAUAUGCUAUUGCUGAUCAUUUUCAAAUCAAAAUGUGGGUUUCUGUGUCCCGAAAAUCAAACAUUGAGGAGAUCUUUCGGGACCUCUUAGGACCCAAUUUCGACCGCCAUUCAAGCUUGGAAGACAUUGUCGAUCGCCUGAAAGAGAGACUUAUGGUGGGGAAAUGCCUAAUAGUACUCGAUGAUGUGUGGAUGAAUCGUGACAUCAAUGUACAGGAGUUGUUGAAAGAUCUUUUGUCUAUGAGUUGCAAAGGAAGUAAAAUUCUUAUGACUACGCGAAGUACUGUGGCUAUUCCUCCGAUGACAGAUUGUCGAUACAUGAUCUACCAGUUACAAGGUUUACCUAAAUAUGAUUGUUGGUCUAUAAUUAAGAAAAUCGCAUUUGGACACGAUGGUGCAAGGGAAACAACAGAUCUAGUCAACAUAGGGAAGCAAAUUGCGAGCAAGUGUGGAGGUCUUCCUCUAGUUGCAAAGACUCUUGGAGGUUUGCUCUACUCUAAAAAAGACAAAGGGGAAUGGUUAUCUAUCUUGAACAGCCAAAUUUGGAAUCUGCCGACAGAACAAAAUAAGAUCAAUUCUUUAUUGAAGUUAAGUUAUGAUCAUUUAUCGCCACAUGUGAAACGAUGCUUUUCGCAGUGUUCGAUAUAUCCCAAGGGUCAUUAUUUCUUGAAGAAGGAACUAAUCCUACUAUGGAUGGCAGAAGGACUCCUCAGCCACUCAAACGCAUCGCCCGAAACUCUAGGUAACGAAUAUUUCAAAAUUUUGCUGCUCAACUCUUUUUUCCUGGAUGAGCAGAGAAACAAAUGGGGGGAUAUCAAGUUUUGCAGAAUGCAUGAUCUUGUGCACGAUCUUGCAAUAUCAAUUGCUGGGAAUGAUUCUCGGAUGGUGAAUGUAAGUAGUGAGAAUUUUAUAAAAGAUAAUGAUGCAAAUGUUAUUCAGCAACCUAAAUUUCGUCGCUUAGGCUUACAGUUCCUUGAUUAUGACGCAUGUGCAAUUCCCUCGGAGAUUUACACAGCCUCCAAAAAACUGCACACUUUAGUUUCUUUUGGUCGAGUGUUUAAUAGAUUUUAUUACGCUGAAGGUGUCUGGGCUAAGCAGAUCUCCAGCUUGAGUUUACUAAGGGUAUUAAAUCUAAGUCACGCAGGAAUUGAAGAGUUGCCUCAAUCAAUUUGCAAACUAAAGCAUCUUAGAUAUCUUGAUCUCUCACGUACUGGAAUCAGAACUUUCCCUUGUUCUUUCUGUCAGCUCUAUAGUUUGCAAACUUUGAGGCUAAAAGGAUGUAAUAUAAAAGAGCUUCCCCAGGACAUGGGACAACUAAUCAGUUUGGAACAUCUCAUAUUUAGUUAUAAGUAUCGAUAUAGAGGAAGUAAAAAUAGUCUAAUCAGUGCAAGAAUUGAGUUGUCUCAAAUGCCAAGAGAUGUAAGCAGUUUGGGUAAACUUAAGACACUAUCUUUAUUUAUAGUGGGAAUAGGCAAAGGUUAUGGUAUAGAAGAAUUGAAAGAUUUAAAUCUCCUUGGAGGUAAACUGAUUAUUGAAAAUUUGGGAAGCGUGACAGAUGCCACACAAGCAAACUUGAAGGGGGAGAAAGAUAUAAUACACUUACAACUGCGCUGGGAUUCACAGAGUCGUCUAUAUGAUGAUGAAGUUGCUGCCGAUGAUGAUGAUGAUGAUGGUUCUAGUAGUGAUAAAUGGCCUCCAACCUCACCCAAAUCUAAAAGAGUUAAAGGAUAUCUUAUUUCGCUGGUUCAAAGUUCCCUACAUGGAUGAUGAGUACUUCGGUGUAUCUUCCGAAUUUGGUAUAUAUCACUCUAGAGGAUUGUGGAAACUGUGAACAUCUUCCUGCACUUGGAAGAUUACAGUCUCUUAGAUAUCUUUAUAUGGAAGGAAUGAGAGCUAUCAAACAGAUUGGUUUUGAGUUCUACCGAAGUGAUGUAAAAGCCACGAGCAAUGAGGAAGCAUCAUUCCCUUCUUUGGUAGAGCUUCAUUUAUGCUAUUUCACUAAUUUAGAAGAAUGGUUAGAAGACCAGCGGUCAUCAACAUGUAGUUUCUCUUCCCUUGAAAUGUUGGAGAUAGUUGGCUGCGACAAAUUAUUAACCACACCUACAAGAUUUGCAUCUCUUAAAAAGUUAAGUUUUCCAAUUAGGCUGUCAGAAGUUUCUCUCAAGUCUCUACCUCUAAAACUGCUUCACGGGACCAACAAUGUUCUCCAGACCUUACAUGUCAGUUUUGCUGAUGAGUUUCUAGGCUUUCUUCCAGAUGAUGAGGAGCAUCAGCAUUAUCAACCAGAUGAUCUUUGUAACAACUUUCUCUCCGAGAUAGAAAUUUCACAUUGCCAUUCUUUAACGUCAUUGCCUGCAUUUAGGGGGCUGAAUGCUAUGACCUAUUUAAAGAUUGAGGAGUGUAGAAGUCUUCAAUCAUUGCCAGAUGGUAUACAAUACCUCCCGGCACUUCGGACGCUGACAAUUGGUGGGUUUUCCAGAGACUUAGUAUCUUUCCCAUUCCCAGAAGCCUCCGGAUCAGAUGGUGAACAAUACUUCGUUUCCCUCCGUGAAUUAAAGAUAUGCGGGUGGCCUACUCUUAGGGAUGUGUUGCCAGAACAACUUCAACUCAUUAGUUCAUUACAGUGUUUUACUAUAACAGGUUUUCCUUGUCUGUUGAGUUUGCCCGAGUGGUUUGGCGUAUUUUCUUCCCUUCAGACAUUGGACAUAUACAACUGCCAGGAGCUAAAGUAUCUUCCUUCUGCAGAACAGAUGCUGCGCCUGACCUCUCUGAAAAAGUUAAACAUUAGGUACUGCCCACUUCUGCAAAAACGAUGUCGUAAUGAAGAAUUGCAUAAGAUUGCACACCUCCCACAAGUAAACAACAGAAAUUGGUGAUCAGAAGUCGUGAAACCAUGCUUUUAUAGCAAAAUCGAGAAUUUACAUCAACAAUUGUGGAGUAUUCUCAGGUGUGUACAACAUUUUGAUGAAAACUUGUGCAACCAUUGGGUUGUAAAUAUUCUAUGGCCGGAUACCGAUUGUAGUUCUGCAACUUCCAUUUGUAGAUUGAUUUGCUACAAAGUCCGUGUAUUAACUAGUAACUAAAUUUGAGUUCAUUCCAUGUAAUUCAACAUACCAUCUUCCUUUUUCUGUUUUAAUACACAUCUACGGAAAUGCUGUACGUUGUCUUUGUGACCAACCGGUUCUAAUCAAUUGGCGACAUUGUUUUUCAGCAUGAGACUUGAAGACUCUACUCUAGUAAUUGACUUGAAUACAGGACUCGUUCAAUUUUAAGUUUAUGAUUCAACAUUUUCCAAAAUCCGAAUUCGUUUUACCAACAUCAGAGGACCGUGUCUGCCUUUUUACCAACAUCAGAGGACCGUGUCUCCAGCUUGGGCAGUAACAAUGGGUCCCUUUUCCUCUUUCUGUAAGCUGCAGCUACGAAGACUCUUCUAAAACUGGAACCUCAAUGAAUGAAUAAUGAUGAUUUGAUGCUGUUGCACACUACAUACUUUGGUACAGUUUCCGACAUCAAAGCUGCCAUCAUCGUCUGAUUUGAGAUAUCUGGGACUUGAGAUAAAAUGGACAACAAGUCUAGUAUCCAAAAAUAACGAAGAAUCUGAAAAAUGGGAAGCCGAAACUGUCACUAUAUGCAAACACCAUAAGAGAGGUUAAGCACAAAGGAACCUAAUGGAAAGACCCCAAAAUUACUUUAAAGAUUUUAAGACAAAAUCCCUACUAAACUUUUUAUUUUUCACAGUUGUACUAUCUCUAUUCACUUACCCUCACAAUAACAGGAAAGAGAAAGAAACAGAAGAGGUUACAAA